Messenger RNA from Columba livia (rock pigeon), 1597 nucleotides. Its product is annotated as epidermal differentiation-specific protein. The transcript has a single exon. NCBI's taxonomy places the organism in Eukaryota, Metazoa, Chordata, Aves, Columbiformes, Columbidae. The record is from RefSeq and is a predicted model, not a curated record. The coding region runs from base 360 to 1418 and encodes 352 amino acids. Gene Ontology annotation, biological process: lens development in camera-type eye; visual perception. Gene Ontology annotation, molecular function: structural constituent of eye lens.
GGGACCGGCCCGCACCCGGUGUUGCGGCUGCUGUGCGGGGCCUGGCUGGCUCCACGUCACCGGAGCGGGGCCGGGUACGGGGGCGAGCGCUGUCAUCACCUUCACGUCGUGCCGCGGCAUGUCCUGGCCCCGCCAUCUCCUUGUAACCGGCACGGCUGCGGGCUGGCGUCGGACACUGUCAGCACAGACGGUGAGAGCACAGAGACGGCAAAGGAGAGGCAGAAGACAGGAUAAGGGGGUGCCAGGGGGCCUCUUUGCUGGCCAGGCUUCCCCGGCGGGUUUCCCGUGGCCCCCAGGUGAAACCACAAGAAGGGACUUGAUGUGGGUUGUGCCCUCCAGAGGCAGGCGCCCGCGGCACCAUGAACCGGAUCACGGUGUAUGAGCGUGCUGACUUCGAGGGGCUGAGCCGGGAGUUCACCUGCGAUGUGCCCGACCUGCAUGAGCUGGACUUUGGGAACUGUAUUGCCUCCCUGAAGGUGGUGGGGCAGCCCUGGAUCGCUUACACGGACCCCAAGUAUGAGGGGGAGCCGCACGUCUUUGAGGAGGGUGAGUACCCCUCUGUGGAGCGGCCCAACAGCUUCUCCGCACUGCGCCUGGUGCACCACGAACUGGGGGACCCUCAGAUCACCCUCUACGAGCGCCCCAACUUCCAAGGUGCCUUCAAGGUGGUGACGGAGGAGACCAACUUGGCGUACGGGUACUUCAAUGACCGGGUGGCCUCCCACGUGGUGCAGCGAGGCGUCUGGCUGCUCUACCAGCACCCCGGCCGGGGCGGGUGGCACUGCCUGGCAUGGCCCGGCGAGCGUCUCGCUGACUACAAACCUGAGCUGAACUUCCAGGCUCGGCUGUCCCACCUGCGCCCGCUGCAGCCGGGGCGGCCCCUGGUCUCGGCGCGUCUCCUCUGGGAGCAGAAGCGUGUGGAGGCAGAGCGGGAGGUGCUGGUGGAUGAGAUCGAGGGGCUGAACGAGACGGAGUCGGAGCAGGUGCUGGCGGCCAGCAGCAGCCGGGAGUACAGCACCACGCUCUGGCAGAGCUUCCAUUUCAGCAACGCCACCAGCCUCAAAGCCGGGCUUGCCUUCACGCUGACCGUGGAAGCCUCCAACAUCUUCACGGUGCAGAAAGGACGCAGUGAAUCCAGCACCCGCCGGGAGCGCGUGGAGGUGCAGCUCCCCGCUAAGAUCCCCCCACGCACGGCGCUCAGCAUCCAGGUCUUGCGGAAGGAGGUGACUCUCUCCGUCCCGGUCCUGCUCACCAUCACCCAGAACGAAGCCGUUCGUACGGAGAUGGGCGAGUACCGCAGUGUCUCGGGCACCAACAUCUGUGCCCGCUAUAGCCUGAAGCCUCUGCCGGCUGCGGGCAAGGAGCAGGCGGCCACUAAGGGGACAGAGCCAGCGUCCGGCGCACAGAGGGAGCUGUAGCUGUGGCUCUGCUGUAUCACCACUCUGUCCCCUCAGCGCCGUGCGACACCAGCACUGUGCCCCGCUUGCCCACAGAGGAGCCAGGACCCGCCUCGCCUGGCUGUGCCGGGUGGCUCUGACUGGCGGAAACUGACGGUGCCUCCUCCUGCUACGUGUGGCCAAUAAACCUCCUUCCCCAA